This is a messenger RNA of Durio zibethinus, 1697 nucleotides long. Its product is annotated as peroxisomal nicotinamide adenine dinucleotide carrier-like. Gene Ontology annotation, biological process: transmembrane transport; nucleotide transport. The record is from RefSeq and is a predicted model, not a curated record. Lineage: Eukaryota; Viridiplantae; Streptophyta; Magnoliopsida; Malvales; Malvaceae.
AGAAGGGAAGAGGGAAGAGAGUAGAGGAUAACUCAGUCAGCACUCAGGGGGCAGUCAAAGGACGAUAACUCUGUUAGUAUGUCCAACGCUAUAGCGAAUGGAGUGGCAGGAGCAGGCGCUGGAAUCAUUGCUCAAAUCCUCACUUAUCCCCUUCAGACGGUGAACACGCGUCAACAAACGGAGAGAAUCGCCAAGUCCAAACCCAAACCCCCCGCUGCGCCUGCCGGCACGCUUCUUCAGAUCCUCCAUGUCGUACGAACUGAAGGCUGGGGAGGACUGUACUCCGGGCUUAAGCCUUCUUUAUUUGGAACUGCUGCCUCACAGGGCAUUUACUACUACUUUUAUCAGCUAUUCAAAAAUAAGGUUGAGGCUAUUGCAUCUACCCGUAAGCACAAGGGACGUGGGGAUGGCACUGUUGGCAUCUUUUCUUGGCUUCUCGUAGCCGCUCUUGCAGGGUCCUUAAAUGUAUUGCUGACAAACCCAAUAUGGGUUCUUGUCACCCGUAUGCAGACUCAUACUCAAGCGGAAAGAAAAAUUAUGGAGUCAAAAAAGGAGUCUCUAUUGAAGGAGGCUUCUGAAAACAGCUUAAUAGCUUCAAGACUGCAAGAUAAAUUGGCUGAGCUUGAUUCAACAAAGCCUCAUCCUUAUGGAACCAUUCAUGCGGCUCGUGAAGUUUAUACUGAAGCAGGAAUUAGUGGAUUCUGGAAAGGCAUUAUCCCUACACUUAUUAUGGUGUGUAAUCCCUCAAUCCAGUUCAUGAUAUAUGAGAGCUCAUUAAAGCGUAUGAAGGAAAAACGUGGUGCUAAUAAUAAGCAUGGACUAAAAAAUGUAUCAGCUUUGGAGGUGUUUCUACUAGGUGCCUUGGCAAAACUUGGGGCAACUGUAACAACAUACCCACUUCUGGUUGUCAAGUCUCGGCUUCAAGCAAAGCAAGAGAUUGGUGGGAAUGUAUCACUAAGAUAUUCAGGUACACUUGAUGCAAUAAUGAAAAUGAUCAGGUAUGAAGGAUUGCCUGGCUUUUACAAGGGGAUGAGCACAAAGAUAGUACAAAGUGUUUUUGCAGCUUCUGUACUUUUCAUGGUCAAGGAAGAGCUUGUCAAAGCUUACAUGUUCCUUAUUGAUAAGAUCUGGAAAGUCCCAUCAAAUGUGAUUAAUCAUGUAUAAGAGGAGGAGGUACACGGAAGAAAAAGAAAAAUGGAAUGAAUGACGCUUCCAGGUUCAGAAAAUUCUGGUCAAUAGGUGAUUUAAUGAGGCUGAUAUUUGUCAACAAUUAUAAUACAAAGCUUUCAACUUAAUAUCACAUAGUUAUCAAGCAGACGCAGUGCAUAUUUUUGAGAGUUUAAAAGCAAAUACAACAUUCUAGCUCUUCCUUUGUGCCUAUAUGGCUAUAUGUAAGACCUGUUUUAUUUGCUUCCUACUCUUCUCAAUGUAAUAAUCAUAGUAUUUAAGUGGCUAAAACCCAUACUGUCCUUAGAAUGUAAUGUUUCAUAGGAUUUUCAUUUGUGUUCUAUAGUUGAAAUGUGAUCUACUCUACAGAUAAAACGGCUGGCCUUGCGCUGAUAACUGUUAUGAACAAUCUUUUUUUUUCUUCCGGAUAAUACUUUUUUGAUGAAACUUGUGGAUAAUACUUUUUCCAGUUGUGUAUGUAUUUCCGAUUGGUUUUGGGAUAGUCUUCGGACUCUUGGUGAUAUGCCUAA